Callithrix jacchus (white-tufted-ear marmoset) is the source of this 2761-nucleotide messenger RNA. RefSeq names its product toll like receptor 1 (gene TLR1). Lineage: Eukaryota; Metazoa; Chordata; Mammalia; Primates; Cebidae. Gene Ontology annotation, cellular component: Toll-like receptor 1-Toll-like receptor 2 protein complex; plasma membrane. Gene Ontology annotation, biological process: cellular response to triacyl bacterial lipopeptide; inflammatory response; immune response. Gene Ontology annotation, molecular function: lipopeptide binding; Toll-like receptor 2 binding; transmembrane signaling receptor activity. The record is from RefSeq and is a predicted model, not a curated record.
AUAUCGGCCUCCUCUGCAAAAGAAAUCAGGAUAACAAAGGCAUAUCAGGUGCCUCUACAAAAGGGUAAAAAGCUCCUUGGGAAUUUGGACUUUAUCUUGUUUGCUGGUCUAUCUCCAGUUCCUGAAACAUGGCCAGGAGAAUCUAUAUCUGUAUCAAGAUGCUCUGAAGAACAGCUUCUACCUUUAGGAAUGUCUAGUGUUACAAAAUGACUAGCAUCUUCCAUUUUGCCAUUAUCUUCAUGUUAAUACUUCAGAUCAGAACACAAUUAUCUGAAGAAAGUGAAUUUUUAGUUGAUAGGUCAAAUAACGGUCUCAUCCACAUUCCUAAAGACUUAUCCCAGAAAACAACAGUCUUAAAUAUAUCACAAAAUUAUAUAUCUGAGCUACAGACUUCUGACAUCUUAUUACUGUCGAAGCUGAGGGUUUUGAUAAUUUCUCAUAAUAGAAUCCAGUAUCUUGAUAUCAGUGUUUUCAAAUUCAACCAGGAAUUGGAAUACUUGGAUUUGUCCCACAACAAGUUGGUUGAGAUUUCUUGCCACCCUACUGUGAACCUCAGGCACCUGGACCUGUCAUUUAAUGCAUUUGAUGCCCUGCCUAUAUGCAAAGAGUUUGGCAGUAUGUCUCAACUAAAAUUUCUGGGGUUGAGUGCUACACACUUAGAAAAGACUAGCGUGCUGCCAAUUGCUCACUUGAAUAUCAGUAAGGUCUUGCUGGUCUUAGGAGAGCCUUAUGGGGACAAAGAAGACCCCGAGGGCCUUCAAGACUUUAACACUGAGAGCCUGCACAUUGUUUUCCCCGCAAAUAAAGAAUUCCAUUUUAUUUUGGAUGUGUCAGUCAGGACUGUAGCAAAUCUAGAACUAUCUAAUAUCAAGUGUGUGCUGGAAGAUAACGAAUGUUCUUACUUCCUAAAUAUUCUGGCAAAACUUCAAACAAAUCCAAAGUUGUCAAGUCUUACUUUAAACAACAUUGAAACAACUUGGAAUUCUUUCAUUAGGAUCUUCCAGCUGGUUUGGCAUGCAGCCAUACAGUAUUUCUCAAUUUCAAACGUGAAACUACAGGGUCAGUUGGAUUUCAGAAAUUUUAAUUAUUCUGGCACUUCCCUGAAGGCCUUGUCAAUACACCAAGUUGUCACUGAUGUGUUCAGUUUUCCACAAAGUGAUAUCUACAGCAUCUUUUCAAAUAUGAACAUCAAAAAUUUAACAGUGUCUGGUACACACAUGGUCCACAUGCUUUGCCCAUUCAAAAGUAGCCCGUUCCUGUAUUUGGAUUUUUCCAAUAAUCUCUUAACAGACACGGUUUUUGAAAAUUGUGGUCACCUUACUGAGUUGGAGACACUUAUUUUACAAACAAAUCAAUUAAAAGAACUUUCAAAAAUAGCUCUUAUGACUAAACAGAUGAAGUCUCUGCAACAAUUGGAUAUUAGCCAGAAUUCUCUAAGCUAUGAUGAAAAUGAAGAAGAUUGCUCUUGGACUAAAAGUUUAUUAAGUUUAAAUAUGUCUUCAAAUAUACUUACUGACUCUGUUUUCAGAUGUUUACCUCCCAGGAUCAAGGUACUUGAUCUUCACAGCAAUAAAAUAAAGAGCAUUCCUAAACAAGUCAUAGAACUGGAAGCUUUGCAGGAACUCAAUGUUGCUUUCAAUUCUUUAACGGACCUUCCUGGAUGUGGCAGCUUUAGCAGGCUUUCUGUGUUGAUCAUUGAUCACAAUUCAGUUUCCCACCCAUCAGCUGAUUUCUUCCAGAGCUGCCAGAAGAUGAGGUCAAUAAAUGCAGGGAACAAUCCAUUCCACUGUACCUGUGAUCUAAGAGAAUUUGUCAAAAAUAUAGGCCAGGUAUCAAGUGAAGUAGUAGAGGGCUGGCCUGAUUCUUAUAAGUGUGACUACCCAGAUAGUUAUAGAGGAACCCCACUGAAGGACUUUCACCUGUCUGACUUAUCCUGCAACAUAACUCUGCUGAUCGUCACCAUUGGAGCCACCAUGCUGGUGUUGGCUGUGACUGUGACCUCCCUCUGCAUCUACUUGGAUCUGCCCUGGUAUCUCAGGAUGGUGUGCCAGUGGACCCAGACCCGACGCAGGGCCAGGAAUGUACCCUUAGAAGAACUCCAAAGAAAUCUCCAGUUUCAUGCUUUUAUUUCAUAUAGUGGGCACGAUUCUUUCUGGGUGAAGACUGAAUUAUUACCAAACCUAGAGAAAGAAGGUAUGCAGAUUUGCCUUCAUGAGAGAAACUUUGUUCCUGGCAAGAGCAUUGUGGAAAAUAUCAUCAACUGCAUUGAGAAGAGUUACAAGUCCAUCUUUGUCUUGUCUCCCAACUUUGUCCAGAGUGAGUGGUGCCAUUAUGAACUCUACUUUGCCCACCACAAUCUCUUCCAUGAAGGAUCUAAUAACUUAAUCCUCAUCUUGCUGGAACCCAUUCCGCAGUACACCAUUCCUACCAGCUAUCACAAGCUCAAAUCGCUCAUGGCCAGGAGGACUUAUUUGGAAUGGCCCAAGGAAAAGAGCAAACAUGGGCUUUUCUGGGCUAACCUAAGGGCAGCUAUUAAUAUUAAGCUGACAGAGCAAGCAAAAAAGUAGAUUACACAUCAAGUGAAAAAUAUCCCUCUUGUUGAUAUUGCUGCUUUUGGAAGUUCCAAAAAGGACUUUAUUUUGCAUCAACACAAAUGUCAACACAAUUGUGAGUGUAUGAUGUAGGUAAAAACACAUACUUUCAGGCCCCAGUUCACCGGUUAUAUGUGGUGUUGAAAAUUAAUAAAAAAAUAUAACUUUGA